AUGGAACGUGAGGAAGAUGAACCGCCCAUAGCGAACACAACUGUUCGUCAGGCCAUCCUAGACGACGUGAAUAUGUUGAAGGACGGGGAGGACGUCGACGCCUACGAGGACUUUAAUUCAGGAAGAAGUGAUGGCGAAGAUGAUCUGGAGGACAUGGCCGAUCCCCGAGGAUUUCUUGACGACGAUAUUGAGCCCCGUGAAUAUCCUAAUGACGCCGAUCUUUUGGACGAGGAAGUGGCACUUGUGGAUGACGCGUUUGAUGAAUCCCUUGGUGGCUCAUUGGACAUAGAUCGCAUCGACAAAGAAACACUACGUGCGACGGCGUGGGGUGAACCAUGUUCAGCGUUUGAGUCAGAUCUCACCAGCUACCCACACCUCUCCGACGAUGGAGACGUAGCAGAAUCACCACUUUCUAUAUUUUUCUACUAUAUGCCUAAGUCUUGGUGGGUCCAUAUCAAGGACGAGGCAAAUCGGUACCGGAAGCAGAACAUUGAUGCGCGCGCUUCGCGAAUGCGAGCAAACCAAGUGCGCAUGCACCGGCCAACAACACCAGAAACGCUCCAGCAGCAACGCCGACGUUUGCGAGCAUAG
Messenger RNA from Phytophthora nicotianae INRA-310, 591 nucleotides. RefSeq lists its product as hypothetical. The transcript has a single exon. The record is from RefSeq and is a predicted model, not a curated record. NCBI's taxonomy places the organism in Eukaryota, Oomycota, Peronosporomycetes, Peronosporales, Peronosporaceae. The coding region runs from base 1 to 591 and encodes 196 amino acids.